This is a messenger RNA of Papilio xuthus (Asian swallowtail), 1688 nucleotides long. RefSeq names its product catalase-like. Bases 9 to 1628 code for a protein of 539 amino acids. Gene Ontology annotation, molecular function: heme binding; catalase activity. NCBI's taxonomy places the organism in Eukaryota, Metazoa, Arthropoda, Insecta, Lepidoptera, Papilionidae. The record is from RefSeq and is a predicted model, not a curated record. The transcript is spliced from 2 exons. Gene Ontology annotation, cellular component: mitochondrion; cytoplasm; peroxisome. Gene Ontology annotation, biological process: response to hydrogen peroxide; hydrogen peroxide catabolic process.
UGCACAAGAUGGAGAGAACUGUUGUGUUUCUUUUGUUUAUUGUCAUUGUAAAUCAACAUGUUUUCUGUGAAUAUGUGUUCAGAUCUUUACUGUACGAGAACAGAACUGAUCCAGCUACUCGUCAACUCUACGAAUUUAGGAAAGACCAUCCGAAACCAAUCGGCCUGUUAACAAUUAGUUCAGGUGAGCCCGUGGACGUUCGAAAGACGAUCACAUUGAACACUGAUAUUUUUGACAAUACAUAUUUCGUCGACUCUUUAUUACAUCUAGACUCUGAAGUUAUACCAGAGAGAGUCGUUCAUGCUAAAGGUACAGCAGCUUGGGGAUAUUUCGAAGUAACAAAUGAUGUAUCCAAAUAUACUAAAGCUGAUGUUUUUAAUGGAAUUGGAAAGAAAACACCCAUCGUAGGAAGAUUUUCAAGCGUCGCUCAAAACAAAGGAGGUAAUGAUCUCGCAAGAGAGGCAAAAGGAUUGGCGAUAAAAUUUUAUACUCGAGAAGGUAACCUUGAUUACCUAUGUUUAAAUUUUCCAGUUUUCUCUUUAAAAGAUCCAGAAUAUUUUAAAUCUUUCGCACAUAUUUUGAAAAGAAAUCCUCAAACUAAUUUAGUAGAUAAUACUGCUAGGAUAGACUUUUUCUCUUUAAGACCUGAAACUUUACAUAAUGUUCUGUGGCUAUUAUCCGAUUACGGAAUACCUAAUGGCUAUCGAAAAAUGGAUGCCUUCGCAAUUCACACAUAUGAAAUAAACAAUAGAAAUGGUGAAAGAUACUUUGUCAAAUUUAAUUUUAGAACUCAACAAGGCAUAGAAAAUUUGCCAUCCGACGAAGCAAUUCGAAUAAGCGGAAUGGAUCCGGAUUAUUACAAUAGAGAUUUAUACAAUGCGAUUGAAAAAAAUGAUUAUCCAGUUUGGAAAUUCGAGAUGGACGUUUUAAACUUUACAGAUAUUCUAAAUUUAAAUUACAAUCCUUUUGAUGUAACAGUUUUGUGGAAAAAGGGAACAUAUCAUACAGUAGAGAUUGGGAGAAUCAUUUUCAAUAGAAAUCCGGACAAUAUGUACAGAGUAUCGGAACUAAGUGCAUUUAAUCCUGCAAACUUAGUUCCCGGUAUACCUGGCCCCAUUGAUGAAUUAUUUAAAUCACGCCGACUAUCAUACGGCGAUACACAAAAACAUCGUUUAGGUGCAAAUUAUAACAGAAUAGAAGUAAAUCAUCCAACAUACGUUAAGGUUUACAAUCGUGACGGUGAACCUCCUGUUGAAGAUAAUAUGAAAAACGCUCCUAAUUACUAUCCAAAUUCAUUCAGUGGACCUAUUCCAUAUGUUGAUGCAAGUAAACCUAAGAAUAAACUUUCAUUGUUAGAGAGUCAGACAGCAGAUUUCCAGGAAGCGGCAUAUUUCUAUAACCACGUGUUAGACAACGAUGACCAAAGGACUAGAUUAGCAAAUAACACAGUGCAAUUACUUUUGCAAAACCCACCGUUCCUGCAACAGAGAUGGAUUAAUUUGUAUUACAUGAUUGAUUAUCAUUUAGGAGAUGAAACUGCCUCACUUUUGUAUAGAGCAUUAAAAUAUACUAAUACAACUAUUGUACCGAGGAAGAUAUUGAGAGUUCCAAGAGAUAAAUGUUACUAAAUAUUUGCAAGAGAAGAGAAAUUAAUAAAGAGAAAUGAGAAAUGAAGCGCACAAACAAAA